UCAUAACAACGCCGUACUCUUCUGUAUAUAACAAGAGCUCCGAUUGACCUCCUAAACAGGAUGUUUUACAAGGGUUAGUUGUUAGUUUAAAACAUAAACCAGGCGCCUAUCAAAAAGGGAAUAUUGUAGCUCAUCAACAUGAAGGGUCUUUUCCUGGUGGAGCCUAUUGUUGCACUGUACGCUUUCUCCAGUUUUCUCAUCUAUCCUCUUGUGCAGCAGUAUGUUUACCGGAGGCUCUGGCAAGAGCUGACAAACACCACCUAUCCCAUCUCUGACAAUGCCACAAGAUGUGCAGAGAACAGCAGCGCCAACAACCAUUCCAGCUACCAUGAGGAGGUACAGAAGCAGGCAUCUCUCUUUUCCCUCUACACAAAUCUCUUCUCUGCAAUCCCCUCUUUGGUGGUCACCCUAAUGCUUGUGGCCUACAGUGACCGGGGAGGACGCAAGAUCACAAUCAUCAUGCCUUUGAUUGGCACGUUGAUCUACACCUUGUCAUUCCUGGCGAUAUCCUACUUCGAGCUCAAUAUUUACUUUCUCGUUGGCUCAUCGUUUCUCAGCUCCUUGUUUGGCGGCUUGGGCACAUUUCUGGGGGGCUGUUUCGCCUACAUAGCGGACUUGUGUGAGGAUGGUAGUCGGAAAACACUGCGCAUGGCCGGAGUGGACAUGAUGAUUGGCCUGUUGUCUGGCGUGGCCUCGAUAUCAACAGGCUACUUUCUGAAAGCUGCAGGCUUUAAUUGGCCAUUCUUAACCUCUGCGCUGGUUCAGUGUUUUGUCCUACUCUAUGCCAUUUUCAUCCUUGAAGAGACUGUGAAAAAGCCUCCCGCUGAUGCCAUUCUCCUAGAUGGGUCUCCUCAGCGCUCAGCUGUGAAACAGAUGAUCUACGGUAUCUACCACAUGUUUGCAGGGGCCAACCGCAGGAUUAGAACUCUCUUGAUCCUCCUGAUACUAAUUUUCACCAGCUUCUCCUUCGCCUACGUGGGUGGUCUCUCCUUGAUGACACUAUUUGAGCUGAAUGAGCCACUGUGUUGGACAGAGAUUAUGAUUGGCUACGGUUCAGCCCUGUCGAUGUCCGUGUUCCUGACCAGUUUUUUGGGAGUGUCUGCAUUCACGUACUGUGGUGUCCCACAGCUGGUCAUUGUCCUGAUGGGGAUCCUGUCUGUGUUAUCAGGCAUGCUCCUGUUGGCCUUUACAAAGACCACUCUUAUGAUGUAUAUAGUGUGGGUGCCAAUGUUUCUUUCUAUCAUGCCUUAUCCUGUCAUUCGUUCCAUGUUAUCAAAGAUCGUCUCAAAGUCUGAACAGGGAGCCCUGUUUGCCUGUCUUUCCUUCCUGGACAGUUUAACUAACAAUGUAGCGAGCGCAGUCUUCAACAGCAUCUACGCUGCUACGGUGGCAUGGUACCCUGGCUUCGUCUUCCUGUUGGCUGCAGUGCUCUGUGCUAUCCCUUUGUUUAUUUUAGGAGUGGUCAGUGUUAUAGGAGUGAAUGUUACCGAAGAAGUCACAAAGCCGGUCUCAGGGGAGGAGGAUGUUUCCGAAGAUCAGAACGACAGGAUUCCUAUUCUUACCUGAGCCAUAUCUGCCAAAAACUGUCAAGCACUUUUUACUUGAGUCAUUUAUUUUAAAGACACUCAUGUUUUACCUCAAGGACUGUUGAUCUCAGUUUUAAUUUGAUAAUGCAGGUUACAGAUUCUUCUUUGUUUGUUUUUAUUGCUGUGGUUUUUUGUGCUAUUGAAGUUGAACAAGAGGAAGAUACAGCAGGGAGUUGUAUGCAAACAGGUUCUCUACCGGUGAAACAUAUUUUUAAAAUAUGAAAUAUGAACAUGUUGAAUUAGAUCACAAUGGUACCAUAAAUAGGAUUUAAAACACAGAUGUAGGCCAUGCAUCUAAGACCUUACUGUGACAAUGCUAAUGCUUUCAAAAUGAUUGUUUUGAUACGGUAUUGCAGUGUGAUAUGAUUUGCAAGUUAAAAAUAUGAUAGUUUUUUUUUUUAAGUUAUAGGUAUGUGAAGUGAUUCAGGUCUCUCCGCCUUUGGCUAUUACAGUGCAAUGUUAGUAAAUGCCCUUACAAAGAACUCCACUUUCACUUGUUCCUUAAAAGUAUACCAUACCAUAGAAAUCUAGAUUAUUAUAUAAUGUUGAUUUUAUCUUUCAAACAAAUAUACAAUGUAGAUUAAAAAAAAAUCUGAACCCUGCUUUUAGUGAUGUAAAAGUAAACAAAUAUUUUAGUAUACAUGUGAAUGUAUAAAUGAUGUCAAGAAACCCCCAAAAAGAGGAAGGGGGGUGAAAAGGGAACAAGUGAGUCUGUUCUUUUUAGGAAAUGAAUAGUCUCUAUUCACAACUUGUUAUGAUUGUCCUCGAACAAUCAAUUUCAUCCCAAUAGGAAAUCGCAAAGACUAUAAAAGGCAACAAUCAAAAAUGUAUAAUUGGCUUUACUGAGUCAGGAUAAAGGAUGUAGUUAAAUAUAAUAUUGGAAAUUGUGCAGGUUUUAUCAAUUAUGACUGGAAUAUGUUAUUUCUAUGUGUCCACCCACAAAUGUUCCUUAUUGAGGAAGCUGGAUUGAACAGGAUGUACAUUAAGGUAUAGUUUAAGGUGGACCAACCAGCUGCAGGUGUUGUGUUUUUGAAUUUGAAUUCAAAAUGUUGUAUCAUUGAAGUGUAUUUGGAUAUGCAGGGAUGUAGUUUGAGUUUUUUUAUUUAUUUUUUUAUUUGGGAGUUUAUUUAAAAGGUGCACAAAAUAAACCCCAAACAUCUAUAAUAAUGUUAAUUCUUCAGUACUUCUCUUUGUGUAAAAACAAUUUAAAAAAUAAAAGAAAUGAAGUGUUUUGAAAA
Molecule: messenger RNA, 2824 nt
Organism: Eleginops maclovinus (Patagonian blennie)
Lineage: Eukaryota; Metazoa; Chordata; Actinopteri; Perciformes; Eleginopidae
Product: lysosomal proton-coupled steroid conjugate and bile acid symporter SLC46A3
Exons: 6
Coding region: 139-1566 (475 amino acids)
Biological process (GO): vacuolar transmembrane transport
Cellular component (GO): lysosomal membrane
Molecular function (GO): transmembrane transporter activity
Source: RefSeq, a predicted model, not a curated record